Pimephales promelas (fathead minnow) is the source of this 1359-nucleotide messenger RNA. RefSeq names its product DEP domain-containing mTOR-interacting protein. Gene Ontology annotation, biological process: positive regulation of GTPase activity; intracellular signal transduction; regulation of signaling. Gene Ontology annotation, cellular component: plasma membrane. The record is from RefSeq and is a predicted model, not a curated record. Gene Ontology annotation, molecular function: protein binding; guanyl-nucleotide exchange factor activity; GTPase activator activity. Lineage: Eukaryota; Metazoa; Chordata; Actinopteri; Cypriniformes; Leuciscidae.
ACAACAUUUCAAAGCAUUGAAAAACUGGUGCCUCGGUUCACUGUAUAUUUAGUAAACACAAAAGCACCAAUAAAGUGAAGAAAACAAGUGCACAAAAGUAGAGCCUUGACAGAACAUUCAUGGAGCUACCGGGAAACAUUCAAAGUACAAUGAUGACAAGACACCAAAAAGCUGAGGUAAUGAUUGCCGGAGAACAGCUAAGAUUACGACUACAUGAUAGCAAGUUGAUUAAGGACCACAGACACCAUUUGCGAACAUACCCGAAUUGUUUUGUGGCUCAGGAGUUAAUUGAUUGGCUGAUUGCUCAUAAAGAAGUAUCUGAUCGAGAGACAGCUGUCCAGCUCAUGCAGUACCUCAUGGAACAUGAUAUCAUUCAUCACGUGUGUGAUAAGUGGUCCGUGUUCAAAGAUGCCAAAUACUUGUACAGAUUCAGAAAAGAUGAUGGCACAUUUCCUUUCAACAUAGAAGUUAAGAUCUUCAUGCGUGGACAGAGGCUAUAUGAACACCUUAUCCCAAGUAAAGACUCCAUCUUACAGCUGAGACAGGAAAAGGGAGUGGCUUAUGAACGGUCUUUCCCUGGUUACAUGUUAAUUGAUUGGCUGCUACAGAAUGGUGAAAUAGAGAGUCGGCGGCAAGGACUAGAUCUCUGCAAGGCCCUUCUGGAGCAUGAUAUCAUUCAGCAUGUCUCUCUGAAGCACCACUUUUUUGACAGCGGGUUGCUGUAUCAAUUCUGCAUUAACUUCCGCCGGCGGCGCUGUCUCUCUGAACUGCUGCAUGAGACAGACAAUGAAGAGAUCGAAUGUAAAACACAGCAUGACCAAGACAGUCCCUUCACACUGCACAGAACAUUUCCAUCUGAGAGCAAAAGUGACUUCUUAUCUGUUGAACCUGCAAUGGAUGUGCUUACAGAUGGACACUGUGGAAGUUUGACCCACCAGCAGCACAGUUCAUGUGGAUACCCACUCAAUGUUUCUAUUCCCACUGCUCUUGCAGUACGAUGCAAUCCCACAUCAGUGCUGAAAAGACAUGUAACCUGUGAGGAGCUGUUUUCUCCAGGUGCUCCUUAUAUAAAAAGAGUUAUUACGAUCCUCGGUGAUGACCUAGGGUGGGGCAUUGUAGUACGGGGAAAAUCACCUUGUUAUGUUCAGGCGGUGGAUCCUGGAAGCCCUGCUGCGGCAGCAGGAGUUAAGGUACGCCAGUUUGUGUGCCGAGUGAAUGGAUGCAGUGUGCUUCACCUGGAUUAUCGUACCCUCUCUAAGCUGGUAAUGACUGGACCCCGUUUUGUUACUUUGGAAGUGAUGCAACCACUGGAUUAAUUUGGCAUUGAUGGAAUAAAAUAAAAAAUUAUACAUUUUGAAA